Messenger RNA from Pestalotiopsis fici W106-1, 1107 nucleotides. RefSeq lists its product as uncharacterized. Bases 1 to 1107 code for a protein of 368 amino acids. The transcript is spliced from 3 exons. Gene Ontology annotation, molecular function: 2-oxoglutarate-dependent dioxygenase activity. Gene Ontology annotation, cellular component: cytoplasm. The record is from RefSeq and is a predicted model, not a curated record. NCBI's taxonomy places the organism in Eukaryota, Fungi, Ascomycota, Sordariomycetes, Amphisphaeriales, Sporocadaceae.
AUGGCUCCCGGCGUAACCACCGAGCUUCCCGUACACUCUCUGCCUUCUCAGGACGGGAGUGUCAAGACCAAGGCAUUUCCAAAGCCGCUGAGCCCCAGUGGUGCUCUCGAAAAGUUCCAAUACGAGGACACAACGCCUGCCAUUGGCCGAGAGUUCAUUGGCGUCAAUAUCGUAGAUGAUCUCUUGCGCGCAGAAAACGCCGACGAACUUCUACGAGAUGUGGCCAUUACGAUCUCACAGCGUGGCGUUGUCUUCUUCAGAGCUCAAGAUAAUCUGACCAACGAGUUGCAAAAGGAGUUUGUACACCGUCUUGGCCAACUGGCUGGCAAGCCGGCCGACUCUACACUGCAUAUCCAUCCCGUCCUUAACAACACGUCGGAAUUUGGCGUGGGCGAUGAUCAGAUUAGCACCAUUAGCUCUCUGCAACGCAAGGCCAUUUUCCAACACGAAAAGGACCAGACGAGGAAGCGAUACGACUCUUCACAAUGGCAUUCAGACAUCCAGUUCGAGCCCGUGCCGGCAGACUACACGUCGCUCCGUCUCACGCAACUGCCCAAGACUGGUGGCGACACUCUCUGGGCAUCUGGCUACGAAAUCUACGAUCGUUUCUCCAAGCCAUAUCAAAAAUUCUUUGAAGGGUUGACUGCCACCUUCAUCGGAGACGGCUUCCACCGGGCAGCCCGAGACAACCCGGACAAGGUCAAGCUUUACGAGGGCGAGCGUGGCAGUCCCCUGAACACUGGUGCUGGCCUCGAAGCCGUCCACCCUGUCGUUCGCACCAACCCCGUCACUGGCUGGAAGAGUAUCUUUGCCAUUGGCCCUUUCCCCAAGUACAUCAACGAGCUGCACGCCGAUGAGUCCGACGCUCUGUUGAAGAAGUUCUUGUCGGUCAUUACGGAGAAUCACGAUCUACAGGUUCGAUUCAAGUGGAGAAACGAGAACGAUAUUGCCAUCUGGGACAAUCGUAGCGCAUUCCACAGCGCGACAUUUGAUUAUGACAAUCUGGGUGAGCGAUUCGGAAAUCGUGCGGUUGGAAUCGGCGAGAAGCCGUUUUUUGACCCAAACAGCAAGUCCAGAACAGAGGCUCUGGCGGAGGCUACUCAAUAA